This is a messenger RNA of Aricia agestis (brown argus), 1034 nucleotides long. It is a transcript of the gene Naxe, whose product is annotated as NAD(P)H-hydrate epimerase. NCBI's taxonomy places the organism in Eukaryota, Metazoa, Arthropoda, Insecta, Lepidoptera, Lycaenidae. The transcript is spliced from 5 exons. Gene Ontology annotation, molecular function: NAD(P)HX epimerase activity. The coding region runs from base 91 to 879 and encodes 262 amino acids. The record is from RefSeq and is a predicted model, not a curated record. Gene Ontology annotation, cellular component: mitochondrion.
CGAAUACCUACAUAACUUGGGAUUUUAGGAAAACAAUUAUUAUUAAUUAUACUAUAUUUUGUUUAAUUUAACUUAUAUGUGAAUACUUAAAUGAUCAUCAGAAGAUUUUUCGCAAGUGCUGUAGUAUUAAGGCUAGCAUAUUUUUGUACCAACUCUGCACAAGCAGUGAGCCAAAAUAAGAUAAAAAUGAACUAUUUGUCGCAAGCAAAUGCAGCAGCACUUGAUCAAGAGUUGUUCAACGAAUAUAAGUUCAGUGUUGAUCAGUUGAUGGAACUAGCUGGACUGAGCGUAGCUACGGCGGUAGCUCGUGUGUACCCUCCAACUUCGCAUAAGUCUGCUCUAAUAAUAUGUGGCCCGGGUAACAACGGGGGAGAUGGUCUAGUGGCAGCUCGCCAUAUGAGACUAUUUGGCUACAAUGUUGCUGUUUACUACCCCAAAAGAACACCAAAGCCACUAUACGAAAAUCUUCUCUUACAAUGUGAAAGAUUUGGUGUUGAAAUUCUCAGUAACUUGCCUGCCACAAAUGAUAUAAAUACAAAAUAUAAUCUGUUGGUAGAUGCAUUAUUUGGAUUCAGCUUUAAGCCACCUGUCAGGGAGGAAUUGAAACCAGCCCUGGAUGCAUUAAUUGAUUCAGCAUUGCCAGUGUGCAGUGUUGAUAUUCCUAGUGGAUGGAAUGUAGAAAAGGGGCCAGACUCUGAAAAUGCUCUAAAGCCUUCUCUUCUAAUAUCUCUCUCAGCUCCGAAGAUGUGUGCGCAACCUGAUAUACUGAAAGAUACAAAACAUUACUUAGGAGGUAGAUUUUUACCCCCUGGUAUAAUACAAAAAUAUAAUCUUACACUACCCGUGUACACGGGACAAGAUCAAGUUGCAGAAUUGUAGUUCAAGGAAAAUGUUCCUGCAAAAUAUGUAAUGGCUGCAAUGUAUAAGAAUAUUUGAUUUUUAUUAGUUGUUAAGUAUUAGGUUCAUGGGCUAUGUUUCACAUGAUUAUAAUAUUAUGUUUUGUACUACUUGCUAAUAAAAUGGUUUUCUGAUUG